Molecule: messenger RNA, 3006 nt
Organism: Lodderomyces orthopsilosis Co 90-125
Lineage: Eukaryota; Fungi; Ascomycota; Pichiomycetes; Serinales; Debaryomycetaceae
Product: GSK family serine/threonine-protein kinase
Exons: 2
Coding region: 1-3006 (1001 amino acids)
Biological process (GO): protein phosphorylation; signal transduction
Cellular component (GO): cytoplasm
Molecular function (GO): ATP binding; protein serine/threonine kinase activity; protein serine/threonine/tyrosine kinase activity
Source: RefSeq, a predicted model, not a curated record
AUGCACUUAUCUAAAGGUUUCAAUAAACUAAAUUUGGAUUCAAUAGCACCAGAUUUGAACUUACCCUUUCCUAACAAUAAUAAUCAAACGCAUUCCAAACCAAAUAAACCAAAUAAACCCCCAGUGUUUACUAGCAAAGCGUUUAUGGGAGGUAUAGGCACUGAUGAAUUGGAUGAAACCCCACCACCUUCCAUAUUAAAGAAUAUUGACUAUGACUAUUUGGAAAAACAUUUUCAAAUUUACAAGUACUAUCCAUCAUAUGUUCAUAAUGGAGAUAUAUCAACUCCUGAGCUAAAGGAUUUGAUUAUUGAUAAACCUAUUUAUAACGAAGCCAAUAAGCAUGUGAAACGGAAAAAGAGAAAAAGUGUUAAACCGAGACUGAAGGGUAACAAUAACGUGGAUGAGGAUUCAGCUGGUGGUCCUGUGCAAGAUGUAAGGCAGUUGAGAAAAGAACAGCGAGAGGAAAGAAGGGAGUUGAGAAAAGAACAAAGAGAUGAAAGGAGAGAACUAAGGCAGAAGCAAAAACUGCAACUGCAGGCACCACAACUGAUGAAAAAGAGCUAUUCUGGUCAUUAUAUGAACAAAGUCAAUAGUUUAAAUUGUGCCAAUGGUGGAAGUAAUGAUGUUGGAGCUACCCAUGGUGUCAAUCCAUAUCAAAUGAGGACCCAAUUCAGUAACAAUACCACAAACAACAAUGCAGGCAGUGGAGAUGAAUAUUAUUGGAACAAGAAUCAGCCAAUGUCUAGAACCAAUUCGCAAUUUAGUCAUGUUAACAAUUAUGGGUCCAAUAUGAAGAAAGUUGGUUCUUCAUCCGCUUCUUCUGAUGACGAUCCAGAUUGUGCAGAAUUGGAUCCCACUGGUAUGGGAAGAGUUGGUAGUGGUGGUGGCUAUGACUCAGAAAGAACUGAAGUUGAAGAUGAGUUCAAUCCAAUUGCUUUCAACAAUCCAUUUGAUUUUGGUAAGAAAUUGUCUACUGCUGGUGCCACAAUGAAGGAAGAAGGAGGUAUUGCCCCCGCUUCAUCAACAAUGAUGUCAAAUUCAUCGUCUUACAACAACUACAACAAUGGGCCUACUAAAACCCAUCAAAAUUCAUUGUUUAGCAACCCACAAUAUUCUUAUCUAUACAGCUCAAGAACCAAUUCAAGAAAUAAUUCAGUUGCUGGUCCAAUGACUGGAUUACCCGAUAAUCAUCCAGUUCCAGCAGCUGUUCCACAGAGAAGAUCUUCAUCAGUUACAUUGAUCAAUAACAGUCAAAAUUCAUCUCAAAAUAGGAACAAUACUGUCAACAAUAAUGGAAAUGGUGUUUCUUAUGGUACUCAUCAUAUAUCACAGCCAAAGAGAAAUAACUCAAUAGCUACUAAAUUUAUGAAUAUGUUUAAGAGUGAUAGCCAAGAUUCAAAUAAUCUGUCUAAUAGUAACCAGCAUGAUGAGGAUGAGAUACUUGGUAUAGAUGAAUAUGCAAUUGACAGUAGUGGUAUCAUGAUGCGUAAAGAAUCAACUAAACUGCACAAGAUGAGUAACAACGUCAGUAUGUCAAGAAGACAAAGUUUAUUUGGCCAUAAUCAAGCAGCAGCACCACCACCAGCACUAGACCCAGAGGAAAACAGUUACAAGCCAAAAGCAGGUCCAUUAGCAACAAUGGGAUAUGUAGGUGGUCAUCCAAUGACAAAAUCCAACAGUUUUGAUCAAACGAAAUCACAACGAACAAAAUUAAAGAAUAAAUUGAAAAUGAGAUUUACUAACGAACUGAGACGAUUUAGUGAACAGUUUGAAGUUGUUACUGAAAAUGUCACAAAUGGUCAUACGGGUGAAACUCAAACGAUACAGUAUACUCAAUCACAAAUGGUUGGUCAUGGAUCAUUUGGAGUGGUUUUUCAAACACAAAUUAUGCCAACUAAUGAGAUAUGUGCUAUGAAACGGGUACUUCAAGAUAAACGAUUCAAGAAUCGUGAAUUGCAAAUUAUGAAGUUGGUGCAUCAUCGAAAUAUUGCUGAUUUAAAGUAUUAUUUUUACACCAAUAACGACAAGAAUGAAUUGUAUUUGAAUUUGAUUUUGGAGUUUGUUCCCGAAACUCUUUAUAAAGCAAGUCAUUACUAUGUGUCCAAAAGAUUGAGUAUGCCGCCAUUGGAAAUCAAAUUAUACACAUAUCAAAUGUUUAGAGCAUUAAAUUAUAUCCAUUCACAAGGAAUAUGCCAUAGAGAUAUCAAACCUCAAAAUCUAUUGAUUAACCCAACCACAGGAGAGUUGAAAUUGUGUGAUUUUGGUUCAGCCAAGAUUUUGAAUCCACUGGAACCAAAUGUUUCCUACAUUUGUUCAAGAUAUUAUCGAGCACCUGAAUUAAUCUUUGGAGCUACAAACUAUACAACCAAGAUUGACGUAUGGAGUGCCGGAUGUGUAAUGGCUGAAUUGAUUCUUGGUCAACCUUUGUUUCCUGGUGAGUCAGGUAUUGAUCAGUUGGUGGAAAUAAUCAAGAUUUUAGGAACACCUUCAAAAGAGCAAAUUAAGAGUAUGAAUCCAAAUUAUAUGGAGCAUCGAUUCCCCCAAAUCAAGCCAAUACCGUUACACAAGAUUUUCAAAAAGAUGGCACCUGAUUGUAUACAAUUUUUGAUCAAAGUAUUACAAUAUAGUCCAUUGGAAAGAAUUAGUUGUAUUGAAGCCAUGGUUGAUCCAUAUUUCGAUGAAUUACGUAAUGAAUCAACCAAAUUGCCCAAUUAUAGAAAAUUGUUUUCCCAACAAUUUCAUCAUAGUACCGCUGGUUCUUUGGGUGGCCCCACGUCCCAUUCAAAUGCUGCUCAAUAUCAGUUGUAUGAUUCUCAACCAGAUAUGAAGGAUUUACCAGAAUUGUUUGAUUUCGAUGAUCGAGAAUUAAGUGUUGCUCCAAAUUUGGAUUCUGCAUUGAUUCCAUCAUGGGCUUGGAAUCAUUUGAAUUUGAAACAGGGGCCAAUAAACAAUUUGAACGAAUUUGCACCAAUGACUAAAGAGGAACUAAAAGUUACAUUAGAAUAA